AUGAGCAUCUUCGAUGAUCAUUUCUGCAAGUCAACGAUUCGUGGGAAGAAGCUGUAUGAGAAGCCUGCCCCAUUCCAGCCCGCAGAGAUCAUGGAAUGUCAGCCGCUGUCUUCCGGUUCAAUUCCAGCCACACGUCGCCCUCACUCAGAAAGAAUGGCAUCCACUACUGCAGCAGUCUCAGAGGGCACUAUACCCUUCGCCUACCAGGGCGAGACCUACCAGACCUAUUACAAGGUCUUCGGAGAUCUUGCCAAUCGAACGCAUACACCGCUUGUCGUCCUCCACGGUGGCCCAGGUCUCUCGCACGACUACCUCCUUCCGCUUUCCGACCUCGCCAACAAGUCUAUCCCCGUAGUUUUCUACGAUCAGAUUGGGAACGCGCGUUCCACGCAUAUCAAGGACAAGCCCCCUGUGUUUUGGAAUAUCGAUCUCUUCAUUGACGAGCUCGUGAACCUCCUCUCUCACUUCUCGAUCCAGGACUCGUUCGAUCUCUUGGGCCACUCAUGGGGCGGAGUGCUUGGUUCCGAAUUUGAAGUGCGCAGGCAGCCUCCUGGCUUGCGACACAUCAUCAUCGCAGACUCCCUUGCAGCGUCCAGCUUGUGGAACCAGUCGAAUAUGCAGCUGUUGCAAGACAUGCCGAAGGACGUCCAGGAGGGUAUGGCUGGUGGGAUGAAAGACCCGACGAAGUUCCGAGCUGCUUUGGCGCAGUUUCACGCAGUUCAUGGUUGCACGGCGAAGCCUUUCCCGAAGGAACUUGCGUAUUCUUUUGACCAGGUCUUCGGAGAAAAUGGGGAUCCCACUGUCGCCACUGCACCCAUCCUCAAAGAUUGGUCGAUUGUCGAUCGCCUGCAUCUUGUGCGCGUGCCCACGUUUGUGGUGAACGGGCGAAAGGACAUCGCGCAGGACUUCGUUGUCGCACCUUUCUUCAAGAACAUACCGAAGGUCAAAUGGGUAACCUUCGAGCACUCGAGCCACACCCCUUUCUGGGAGGAGAGGGAGAAAUUCAUGCGACUCGUUGGCGAGUUUCUCGACCUGUAG
This is a messenger RNA of Sparassis crispa, 1038 nucleotides long. RefSeq names its product proline iminopeptidase. The record is from RefSeq and is a predicted model, not a curated record. Gene Ontology annotation, molecular function: peptidase activity. Lineage: Eukaryota; Fungi; Basidiomycota; Agaricomycetes; Polyporales; Sparassidaceae. The transcript has 6 exons. Gene Ontology annotation, biological process: proteolysis. Bases 1 to 1038 code for a protein of 345 amino acids.